UUCACAUUAUUGAAAGCAUUUUACUUUUAGAGAAACAGUUGUUUUGAUUUUUGUAUAAAAGCAAUGUCAGAUCAAGAACAGAACAGUAUGGGAUGGGACAAUAAUGAUAUGCAGCAAUAUGAUGAUGACUUGGAUAGCAUGGAAAAAUCCAGACAUCGUGAAUCAACAUCUCGAUCAAGAUCUCGCUCCCCGGUGAGACGUUCCAGGUCAAGAUCUCGAUCACAUGAAAGACACCGAGACAGAGCUCGUCGAAUAAACCUUAUCUCAAAGAGAGUUAUUAUCAGCAAUGUACCAUAUGAAAUGAAAUGGCAGGACAUCAAAGACAUUUUCAGGAAAGAAGUUGGAGAGGUUCAGUAUGUUGAAAUGUUUGAAACACCAGAUGGAAAAUCACGUGGGUCAGGAAUUAUUGAGUUUAAAGAUAAGGACACAGCUAGGAAGGCAAUAGAAACAAUGCACAGAUACAAGAUGAAGGACAGAAACAUUGUUGUCAGAGAGGAACGUGAAAGUGAUCAAAACCAGAACAUGGGCGGAGGACGUGGAGGUGGAUCCGGGAUGAUGGGUGGUGGAAGCAUGGGAGGAGGAAUGGGAAUGAUGGGAAAUAUGGGUGGAGGUGGAGGUAUGAUGGGUAAUAUGGGAGGGGGAGGCCCUGGUAUUACCCCACAGCUUCUCCAGCAGCUUGGUGUUGAUGGACCGGUCACAAACACAGUAUUUGUAUCCAAUAUUGAUUACAAAGUAACAUGGAAGAAAUUGAAAGAUGUGUUUAAGUUGGCUGGAAAUGUGCAGAGAGUUGAGGUGAUGCAGUCCAAAGAUGGCAAAAGUAGAGGCAUGGCUACUGUAAGCUUUGACACUCAGCUGGAGGCCCUACAAGCAAUAUCUAUGUUCAAUAAUCAGACUUUGUAUGAUCGUCCUAUGAGAGUGAAAAUGGACAGCACAGCAGCCAAGAAAGGACCUGAUAUACCCUUACCUGCUGGAUUGAGGUCGAUUGGCAUGGGACUUGGUUUAGGAGGAACACCAAUUCAAAACUCCCAAGGUAGAUCAGGAAUGGGGAUGGGCAACCUUGGGGGAGGAGGAGGAGGAGGGAUGGGCUCAGGCAUGUCUUCAGUUGGAGGGCUUGGCAACAUGGAUAGUGGGAUGGGUAUGGGAUCUUCCUUGGGUGGUGGAUCUGUGGGUUCAAUGGGUGGUAAUCUGUCUGGCCUUGGUCUAGGAGGAGGAAACAUGGGGGCUGGAUCUAAUGUUGGAUUGGGUGGAUUGGGGAAUUCUGGUCUGUCAGGAAUGGGCCUUUCUGGUGGACUUAAUGACUUUAACUCUGGUAUGGGCUCAGGAGGAAUGGGGGGCAAUUUUGGUAACUCACUUGGUGGUUUGGGAGACAAUCGCAUGGGCCUGAGCAGUCUUAGUAGCAAUAGUCUGAGUGGGAACAGCUUCAGCAGCAACAUGAUGGACAAUUUGGGAAGUGGGCUUGGACUGGGAGGAAGCAGCUCUAACUAUGGAGGAAGUGGGCUAUCAUCUUCGUACUCUGACCGUGGAGGCAGCAGCAGGGGUCGAGAUAGCCGGGAUAGUGACCGUUCCACUCGCCCAGACAAUUGCACUGUCUGUGUAAGAAAUCUUCCAUACUCUUUGAAAUGGCAAGAUCUGAAAGAAAAAUUCAAGGCUGUUGCUGAUGUAAGGUUUGCUGAAAUCAAGAUGGAGAAUGGUAGAUCUGCUGGAUGGGGCUUGGUGCGCUUUGGAAACCCUGAUGAUGCACAGAGAGCAAUUUCUCUGAUGAACAGAUCCCGUAUUGAUGGAAGAGAAGUGGAUGUCAAAAUGUACCGUUGAUCACAAAUGGUAUUGUUGUUGACUCUUGAUCCACUUGUGUUGUACAGAAUUGGGGUUCACAUCACUUUUUUUCCUAGUUUUUGUCAUUGGAAGGUGUUGCCUAGUUUUUGUGUUGACCAGUCACAAGAACACCUGAAUACUGUAUAUAUAUCUUAGUGUGGAUCUGUGUUGUCCUUUUGUUUUAUCCUCAUCCAUUGGAAUAUUUCAUCAUGAUUUUUAUAAGAAAUGACAUGAGGUGACAAUUUUAUGCUGUAUCUCAUAUGGGCAGACUUGUUGGAGAAUCAUUUGAACCAUUUACUGUUGUCGUCUUUUAUAAUAUUGAAGCAGUGGACCACAAAUAAAGUCUUCAUACCUAAGACAAGAGUUACUAGUAUUUUAUUCAAUAAGUGUAGUUUGUGUGUGCUUUUAAUUCUUUGUUGAAAUUUUUGUCAUCCACAUAAAGAACAUUUCUUGGAAGAAGUUACAAUUCCAA
This is a messenger RNA of Saccostrea echinata, 2284 nucleotides long. RefSeq names its product myelin expression factor 2-like. Gene Ontology annotation, cellular component: post-mRNA release spliceosomal complex; nucleus; cytoplasm. NCBI's taxonomy places the organism in Eukaryota, Metazoa, Mollusca, Bivalvia, Ostreida, Ostreidae. The record is from RefSeq and is a predicted model, not a curated record. Gene Ontology annotation, molecular function: mRNA binding. The transcript is spliced from 13 exons. The coding region runs from base 64 to 1812 and encodes 582 amino acids. Gene Ontology annotation, biological process: regulation of mRNA stability involved in response to oxidative stress.